CAGGAUAACAACAUAAGACCCUACAUAUUAGGGUAUACAAACUUGGUUAACACAUUGUGAAAAAACGUGAGCGGUUAGGAAGCAAGCAAUGGGUUUAGAUUCAUUGCUUUUCGUCUUCUCGGUGAUCGACGAAGGAGCGUUGCUCUUUCUCGUUGUAUACUUUGUGAUUACAUUAUCAGAUUUAGAGUGUGACUAUCUGAAUGCAACAUCAUGCUGCUCAAAACUAAACAAGUGGGUUUUACCAGAACUGAUUGCCCAGUCUGUACUUGCAUUCUUCCUCCUGGUGACGGGCCACUGGAUUCUAUUCCUGAUGUACGCACCCGUUACAGCAUGGAUGGUGUUUAAAUUUGUGACAAAACCUUCUGGAAAUAUAGGUCUAUAUGACCCUACAGAGAUCCACAACAGACAUCAGCUGAAAACAUACCUGAAAGAAAACCUUAUCAAAUUGGGGUCACACCUUAUCUUCUUUUUUGUUUUCCUGUAUUGGAUGAUUUACUCCUUGAUUAAAGGACUUUGAUGACUGACAGAUCAUGAUGUACCUUUGUAACUUCCUGUGCAGCUCUGUUGCCAUGGUGAUGACGUGAUUUACAUUGCAGGAUGAUCAUCUGUCUUUUGACCAAUGACGAUACAGGAGCGUUUGGUUCGCAGGCUGCUCUCUUGGCCAAUAUGCCAGAUGUACAGACUGCACAGGAUGUUAUGGAUAUUCUUGAUGAAUAGCAUCAGAUGAUAAUGAUACAGAAAUCAGGGAACUGCCAUACAGAGAACAAAUCUGUAUAGUGAUAUCGUAGUGUCAUCGUGUAUGUCACCACUGCCUGAAAUCCUAUAGAGAACCGAGGAACAGUGUUUGAAUGUCCUAUUUUCCUGAACAAUGUUUUCAGUGAAAUCUGGUUCUUCUGACAUCAAGCGGGACUGAAUCUUUCUUAAAGAAACUGGAACCAAUCCUCUGGCACCAUAUCAUAAUGUACAACAAGGUCAGAUAAUCUGUAUAGAAUAAACCCAAAUUUUGUAGGUAAAUCAAUACGGGAAUGGUGGUAGAGACACAACCUCGCGGAAGGUACCAUCGGACCAUGGAAAGAACCUUCGUGUUGGGCUGGCUGUUUAACACACAUUUGUAGAUAGAUGUUUUAGAAAGAAGGCAGGUAAAUCAGUGGGGUGUUUCAUUCUUGAGUACAUAAAUAUAUGCUUGGGUUGUUAUUUGGUCGUCAGCUGAAAGACCGCAAGGCCGUAAUAGCGGACGUAAAACCUGUUAAAUAAAUGAAUAAAUUGUUAUUUGAAUCCCAGUCUUCAUAUUUUAUACAGAAUGUCCUCAAAAUCUGAUGUCAGAAAAGUCAGAUUUCACUGGUAUGUUUAUUAUAUAUCACUGAUGCAUAUUGAUGAUUUGGUGCAAUUUUAUCACUCAUUUUUUUUUAAAUUGAGGGACGUAUAAUAUAACUGUUAUGAAUGGAAUUUGCUCUGUUGAUAUUACUGUGUUAGAUAAGGUACAGUUAAACUGAUCAAACAGACAAUAUGUUGGUACUGCUACUUUGUGAGGCUUACUAAAGUAGUGUAUAGGUAUACUGAUUUUAUUGUGUUAAACCAUUUUGUCCUUUGUGAGGUUGUGUGGCUGUAAAGAGGAGGACAAUACAACAAUAUAAUUCUUACUGCUUUCACAACAUAUAUACAUAUAUCUGUUUGUUAGGAUCCAGUACCUAUAUUGGAUUAUACCGUCGUUAUUACUUUCUAGACCCCAUAUUAAGUAUAAUGUCUCUUACAUAUGACAGCAAACUUAUACAGCUGAACCUGAGGAAUAAAUUGCUGGUAUAUUAUAUUAUCAAUGUAUUUUAAAAGCUGAAAAUGUAUUAUAAUUUCUUAUUAUGUUUAACAAGAUCUAUUAUUAGUGGGUAUUACUAAAUAGAUUGAAUAUUCAAUUCUGAUAAAAUAAUAUUUAGUGUAAAUAUCCAAACUCUAACCCAUGUUUCAAAAAUGUACAUGUACCAUUAAAUCAAAGAAUUCAAAGCUCAAAAAGUCUAAAAGUAACAUCAUUCAUUUUGUGAUGUCAAACUUGAAACAACCAAUAGAAUUUCAUAUCAUAUUGAACAGAAGACAAAUAUCGGUCAAAAUGGUGAUGAUGAAGACUUAACAUAUAACUUCCAUCAUAUGGCGAAUAUCUCAAACUUGUAUAUUAUUAUGAAAUUGAUGAAAUUUGUCAAAAUAUUUCAUAUGAGAAAGGCUGUUAGCUUCAAGACUUGCUUGGUUUUUUCAUCAAUAUCAGAUGAAAUUAACCAAAUUAUAUAUGAUUAAGAUUAAGUAUUUGAAAGUCCCAGUCCAAAAUUAUCCCUUACUUUACAAUUAGUUAGACAUUAUUGAUACAGGGAACGCCGUUGAUAGUCAAAUGUUCUGAUCUAGGUUGCCAUUGUUGUAUUCAUGACACCAUAUCAUUGUUAUGAUGCAAUUUACUUACUUUGCUACUGCCAAGAAAGCAAAAUUAACCUAUACUAAGAAGUGUUGAUCAGAUACCUAUAUUGUUUUUUUAGGAUAUUACAACAUUAAAAAAUGUAAGCUAUUUUUGUCUUUAUUAAUUACAUUAUACAAUAUUGAUGACAAACUUCUAUGCAAAUUAUAUAUACUGAUGAUAUUGUAAUGCCUUAUCGGCUCUCAUUGUGCACUAUCAUAUGUGGCACCAGUUAAUAUGUUACCAACACAGAUGAUUUAGGGUGUAUGCUUUGUCUUCAGUAUAACAAGACCUUAUGUAGCUGAUAUAUUCACUUAGUCGUCUAGACGGUUUUCUCUUGCACAGAGACAAUCUCGCAUUUUGAAUUUAUUAUAUACAAUAUUUCUUGUUCAGCCUUUGUAGUAGUUGGUGGCUACCUCACUGACCAUCAUACAGAGAGGCCUGUUCUAGGCUGUUGCAUACAGUUAAGAACUGGUAAGGUCUCUUGCCAAAAGACAACCACACCAGCACAAGGACUGGUAAGGUCUCUUGCCAAAAGACAACCACACCAGCACAAGGCAUUCUGUGAUCUUGGCUUCUUUAGUAGCAAACUACCCUGGGUGGAAAUCAAACUACAAAUCUCUAGUAUUUGCCUGAGGUUGUAUUUUCCUAGCUGCUAUAUUCGUUCUAGUAUUUGUCUAAUGCUCUACCAACAGAGCUGUUGCAGCCCCAUACAGUGGAAUUCUGAAAUGUCAAAUAUAAACAGCUGACCUAAGAGCCUAUAAGGAAUUAUCUUAUUAAUAUGCAGUUUUUAACAAAAGGAAUCGGUUGCUACUUGUAUAAGUGUAUAUCCCUAUGGUAGUGAUCAUACAAAACAUAUCACAAAAGAUGGUAUAUAUAUUACAGCAUAUCUCUGAAGAUUUUUUCUGUAUUUUCACAAUAUCCUCAAAACUUGUUGAUAUUGUUAUAAAAAGACUGUUUUUGGUUUCUUUUUCAUAUAUUAAAAAAAUAUAUCAAAUUUAAAAUAGAACAGUUUGCCUUAUCAAAUUAUGAAACAAUUUGCCAUAUAAGAGGCAAAGGAAAAUUUUUUCAAGUCAUAAAAGAUAACUCUGAGAUUUUGACUCUAAUGAGAUUUUGCCUAUCUACUUUGUGUAGGUUCUAUAGCUGUAUUUGUGCAACAUUUCUGACAACUAAUUCUCUGGAAGUGUACAUGUGUAUUUGGUAGUGUUAGUAUGAUGUAUGUUUUAAACAUUCCUAAUCAGAGAUGAGAUAUGGACUCUAAAGGAAGUGUCACUCUGCAUAUAUACCCACAACACAAACAAAACAGUUUGGUUUAUUUUGUUUAACGUCCUAUCAACAGCCAUGGUCAUACAAAAUGGUGAGCUGAUAUGAUUAUGGAUGUCUAUAUACUAAGUUGGGGAUGACUCUCCAUUAAGUGAUCAAUUUAAUACAUAAUACAUAACCGUGGUGUACAGUAUCCAAAUCAAUAUAUGUGUGGUGUCAUGAUACAGAGUGUAUAUAACAUUACUGUUAAGAUAUUCAUCCAUUAAACACAUCAUCUUAUGAAAGGGAAAAUUGCUUCUUACUUUUGUAGUGUAAUUGUGAUUAUAUAGCUUGUCGGGACAUUGAAUACAUGUAUAUACAUGUGCUACCAAUUCUUAAUGCUUUUAUAAAUCCUGUCAUGUGCUGGAGAUAGUUUUUAGCUUUAGUAGUAUAAGUGCUAAUCAAUACAAUGUAACAUGUUUUCAUACAGACAACUUUUCACUUACAAAUGUUUAGUUUGGAUAUUUUACUAGUGUGUUAAUUGCAGACCAGACUUUCAUAUUUCUAUUGUCUGACAAGUAUUUAAUAUACUAGAAUUUGUAAUUAAACAGCACACAGAUAACAAUUCAUUUGAUGUAUUUAUCCUCAAAUAAGCCUCUUCUCCUUGUAUAAAAGAUUAGUACUAUAUUUAUCCUCAGAUAGGUUCAGUCCUGGUGUAAAAAUUUAGGAUAAAAAAUAAUGGCAGGUUUAUGGACUACGUAAUGUUUUAAAACUGAUGAUUCUGCGUUGAAUGAGGGACAUAUUUGUGGACACAAGGUUAAUUGUGGAUAAAUAUAUGUACAUUUCUUUGAUUCUGCGACAAGUUGACAUCCAUUGCAAUGUUCAUUCUAUAUUUUUGUAUGUUACAUUUUUUUGUAAAUACAUUGAUACAUUUUGUACUUGUUAUUCACAUGAGCAUCCAGUUCAAUACUUACCAUAUACUUACUGAGGAAAUGUUACUUUCUGUGAAUUGGGAUUAUAAUUUCUAUUCAUUUUUUAUUCUUAGUCUUUAAGUAAGAAUUUAUUUCAAUCGUGUGCUAACAUGCAUGGAAAUGUUAAAAUUUCAAUGUGAAUUACCGUACAGGUAAUCUGUUAUGUUAAAAGUAACCCCAUGUUUGUCAAACAAAUGUGUGUCAUUGUUUUGUGUGUUUGCCGCCUUGAUCUCACAUCCUAGGGGAGACGACUAAUGUUACUCUCUUUAUCAUUGACGAAUAAAAUGCAUAACUAUAG
Pecten maximus is the source of this 4942-nucleotide messenger RNA. RefSeq names its product protein cornichon homolog 4-like. Gene Ontology annotation, cellular component: COPII-coated ER to Golgi transport vesicle; endoplasmic reticulum membrane. The record is from RefSeq and is a predicted model, not a curated record. The transcript has 5 exons. Gene Ontology annotation, biological process: endoplasmic reticulum to Golgi vesicle-mediated transport. Bases 89 to 517 code for a protein of 142 amino acids. NCBI's taxonomy places the organism in Eukaryota, Metazoa, Mollusca, Bivalvia, Pectinida, Pectinidae.